AUGGGUCUUGGCAAAACGGUCAUGUUGAUUGCACUGCUGUUGCUUCACCGGUACGAAAAACCGGGCACGGCACCGCAAAGCAAUAAGGAAAUCAUACCGAGUGCAAGCACGCUGGUCAUCACCCCAAGUGCGAUUCUCGAGCAAUGGGUUUCCGAGUUGGGGCGCCAUGCGCCGUCUCUUGGGGUUACUGUGUACGACGGGAAUGAGUCCGUGUCACCGACGGAUCUUUCCUCGUACGAUAUCGUCUUGACUACGUAUGAUACCCUUCGGAAAGACCUGAACGCCGCAAUGCCGGAUAAUGAAAGACCACGGCGUCACGCACGGGCACAUCCGCGGCGAAAAUCGCCCUUGAUGGGAUUGCACUGGUUCAGGGUGGUACUCGACGAAGCCCAGAUGGUCGAAUCAUCCGUGAACAAGGCGGCGAAGAUGGCUCGCAUGCUGCCGAGAGUGCAUCCGUGGGCUGUGACGGGAACACCUAUCGGAAAGAAUGGAUGGAACGAUCUCCGAGGGUUGAUCUCCUUUCUCGGGAUCGAACCUUUUACAAGCUAUAAGCACAUUUGGAAUCGUCUGACGAACCCGGUGCAUCGUCUUCGACUCAUUGACGUCCUCAGACGGUUCAUGCAUCGCAAUCUGAAGCGAGAUCUCAGGUCCGAAUUGACUCUCCCACCACAACACGAGAACACGCUCCACCUUGAUUUCAGCAGAGUCGAGCGGACAUGGUACAACCAGCAAUUCGAUGAGAUGAUGGACGCUGUCCAAGAAGCGAGGACGAGUCAAGAGAAGGAGGAGCUUGCGGGCAAGCUUCGAGGCUGGCUUCUACAGUUGCGUCAGACGUGCUGCCAUCCGCAGGUCGGGACACGGAACCGCAGCGUACUGGGUGGCACAUUGCGCUCCAUCGAUGAGGUGCUGGAUGUUAUGCACAAGCAGACAAAUAAUCAAAUACUAUUGUACGAGCGUCAGAUUGUGCAGGCGCGCAUCAACAAAGCUCAGCUACUGGAGUUUAAAAGCAAGGCAGAUGAAUGGGCCAAUGCAGCUACAGUGGUCGGAAUUUAUGAAACGACUCUGCAGCAAGUACGGAGGGUCAUCAAAGAUCUAGAGGAGCACAUAGCUGAGACCGAAAAGAAGCAAUCGCAGCUUUCAAGUGCGUCAGACAACCAAGAUGACGCCUUCGAGAUCGAUGAGAAUGAUGAGAUGUCCCGCAAAGGCGACAUGGACACGCAAAGCGACUUACGCGAAGACCUCCAGUCAGCAACAGGUCACCUCCGUACAUGGCAGGAGCUCGAACACCGCGUCACCUACUUCCUUGCUUGUCUCUUCCACUCUAUCGGCGACGAAGCAUCCGAGAACAAGGGUUACAUCGAGGCGGAGGAAGUACGGCUCCGCAUCCUGCGGCCUGUUAUUGAAGAUGUUACCAAGAUGAUCGAGCGGUUUAGGGCGUAUACUCGUGGCCUUGAUGAGAAAAUGGCUGCUUCACGUCGAACCCGGCUGGCGGACACCAACCUACCGCACGCGGGAUUCGUUAUUGGAAACGCGCUUUCCGGGCUGGACGACCUCUCGGGCAAGCUGGAGGGUCAGUGGGAUGAGAUUAUGAGUUGGAGGAAAGUGAUCGUAGAUGCUCUGCUUGCGCCAUUGAACGAGACCAGCGUUGAAUCGUUGAUCGCUUCGGGGAAUAAGGAGCCGCCGAGUGUGGAGGAGUACCAAAAAGGAGUAGACACGCAGUCUCGGGCAGACGUGUAUCAGGCGGCGUAUCAAUUGGCCCUAGCAGACCGGCGUCAGCUUCUCACGGGGUUUAGAGUCUCUGAAGAGCGCAGUACAGCGGUCACGGAGAACGAGAAAGACAAGGAGUUGCGUUUGCAGCUGGAGCAGACGAAGAAGCAGUUUGUUCUGCCGUUUGGCGCACUGCCUGCGAAAGACUUGGUUGCGGAGCUCAAGAAGCUGGAGCAGAGGGACUUGCCGGCCAUUGAGAAGCGGAUGCUUAGCAACGCUUUGCAAGGGUUACCGAAAGCUGUGGAGAAGGAGAUCGCGAACCUGACGUUGUUGGAAAGAGAAGUGCAUGCUUUUUCAAAACUUUUCAACCUGCGCGUAGGAUAUUUUCGCCACCUGCAGAGAAUCUCCGACGGCGUUGUCCCGCUUGAGGAGCCGCCUAUGAAGGAAAUCGAUGAAGAUUUGAAGAAACUGGACCCGCAUGAGGCAGAGGUGCAGCAACUCCUCGUCAACCAGCUUUCUCGAAAACGCUACUUGCAGAACCUGAUGAAGGAGGAGCGGGAACGUGCGAAUGCGGUAGAAAAAACAUGGGAGUGUUUGGUGUGCAAGACGGCGUUCACGGAAGGUGUCGUGACGCCUUGUGGGCAUAUAUAUUGUGCAGAAUGCUCAGCGGCGUGGAUCAAGAGAUACAGAAAAUGCCCACUAUGUAAUCAGCCGGUGCAGGUCACCCAGUGCACCCCAGUGUCACUACGUGGCACACUGAGCAAUCCCGCAUCGCAAAGCGCCAGCUCCAGUAGCACCGGAUCGAACAGCGGCACCACCAAUGGCGAUGUCGGAGGGUCUAGCGCAACCGAGCAAUCUUCCGCUAACUACAUCCUCCUCGGCCACCUGGCAAACAUCCCGCUCAAAGGCUCCUACGGCACCAAGCUCGACACGCUGAUCCGGCACCUUAGAUACCUCCGCCUGAUCGACCCGACCGCCAAGUCACUCGUCUUCUCCCAAUGGGAGCAUGUCCUUGAUAUUCUCAGCGAAGGACUGACCCGGAACGGCAUCGAAUUUGUCAAACUGGAAAAGUCCCGUUCGAAAAACAAACGCGACGCGCUGAAGCGGUUCAGGGACGAUAACGACGUGGAGGUGUUCAUGCUCAAUGCGCGGAGCCAGAGCAGCGGGUUGACCCUCGUUAGCGCAAACCACGUGUUCCUCGUUGAGCCUGUUGUGAACAUCGGGCUCGAGGAGCAGGCGAUCGGGCGAGUGCAUCGGAUUGGGCAGACCCGGGAAACAACCGUUUGGAGGUACAUUGUGAGAGGCACUGUUGAGGAACGGGUGCAUGCAGUCGGAAGAGCGGCGAGGAGGCGAUUGGUAGCAGAGCAGUUGCAGCGAGACAAUGGAGGUGGAAAGUCGCCGGUGUUUGAGGAGGAAGACGUGGAAGUCAACGUAAGAAUGGUGGGUCUGGAGAACCGGACGGGCGGCGGUGGCGAACAGGUCGGGAUGAGAGACGUGCGGUACUGUCUGUUUGGCGAAGGCAUGAACCUUUCCGAACUUGAAGAAGAAGCAGACGGUACUCCCGACAUCUCCAGUCCUGCAGGUCCGGGGGAGGACAACACGCCGAUGGAGGUGGCACCCACCAGCAUCUUAACCCUACCAGUGGAGUUGGACGACGAAGCAAAGGCGUAUGUUACUUCCUUGCAAAAGAAAACGUGGGGCGACAUACUGGAGGACGACGAUUCGCCGAUCGUGCCAGUAACAAAGGGACGAGGAAGGAUGGGAAGGAAGCGCCACAUAGUUGAUCGUACGGCUUUACUUCGUUGA
This is a messenger RNA of Fimicolochytrium jonesii, 3513 nucleotides long. RefSeq names its product SNF2 family N-terminal domain-containing protein. The record is from RefSeq and is a predicted model, not a curated record. Gene Ontology annotation, biological process: protein polyubiquitination; DNA damage response. Gene Ontology annotation, cellular component: nucleus. Bases 1 to 3513 code for a protein of 1170 amino acids. Lineage: Eukaryota; Fungi; Chytridiomycota; Chytridiomycetes; Spizellomycetales; Powellomycetaceae. The transcript has 3 exons. Gene Ontology annotation, molecular function: ubiquitin protein ligase activity; ATP-dependent chromatin remodeler activity; ATP binding.